Hypoxylon fragiforme is the source of this 1929-nucleotide messenger RNA. Its product is annotated as putative multicopper oxidase. Bases 1 to 1929 code for a protein of 642 amino acids. NCBI's taxonomy places the organism in Eukaryota, Fungi, Ascomycota, Sordariomycetes, Xylariales, Hypoxylaceae. The record is from RefSeq and is a predicted model, not a curated record. The transcript is spliced from 4 exons. Gene Ontology annotation, molecular function: oxidoreductase activity; copper ion binding.
AUGUCAAAUCUGGGGACACCUCACGCCCCAAUAUUAAGUCGAUGUCUCGCAAGCGAUUCUUCGCAUGGCUGUUCCUGGGAAGACAUGAAUGUCGCCGAUACCAACGCUUACACGACGCGUCCGGACUCAGGCGUCACGAGAACUUACGACUUCACUAUCACGAGAGAGACAGCUGCUCCAGAUGGCGUGGAAACGAAAUUACUUCUUGUGAACUCGCAAUUCCCGGGGCCAGUGGUGGAGUGUGACUGGGGAGAUUGGCUUGAAAUUACAGUUCACAACAACAUCUCGGAUGAGGGUACGGCAAUACACUGGCAUGGCAUGCUACAACAAGGGACACCUUGGAUGGACGGUGUGCCGGGUAUCGCUCAAUGUCCAAUAGCGCCCGGCUCCUCAUUCACCUACCGGUUUAAGCCCGAUCUAUACGGUACCGGUUGGUAUCACUCACACUACGAAGCGCAGGCAGUGAGUGGCUUCGCUGGCCCCAUGAUAAUUCACGGCCCAACUCACGUCGACUAUGACAUCGAUCUGGGCCCGAUUGCUGUCUCAGAUUACUUCCACGAGUACUAUGACGUGAUCGCCGAAGGAUUUCUGAACAACAAAGUCGAAGUCACCCUGUCUGAUAACAACCUGAUCAAUGGGAAGAACUCAUACAACGGCAACAAUGCUCCUCUGGCGUCCUUCAACUUUACAUCGGGAAAGAUCCAUCGGUUACGGCUGAUCAACACGUCAGCAUUCGCUGUGCAAAAGAUAUCUAUUGACGGGUACAACAUGACGAUCAUGGCGAACGACUUCGUGCCGAUCGUCCCCUACUCAACCGACGUCGUAACCCUCGGCCCCGGCCAGCGCUCCGACGUCCUAGUCCACGCAACCGGCAAACCCACCGACUCGGUCUGGCUGCGAACCUACAAACCGCCCAACUGCUCCCCGGGCAAGCACGGCUCGUACCUCGCCACCGCCGCAAUCUUCUACGAAGCGGCCGACCGCACACAACCCCCCACCACCUCCCCCGGCCCCAGCGCGUACAACUCCUACUGCGGCAACGACCCCCUCCCCCUCACCAUCCCCGCCCACCCCCUCUCCCCGGGCCCUCCCAGCGUGACCGAGAACCUCCCCAUCGAGCUGCGCCCCAACGGCUCGUCCAACCUCUGGUACAUGGCGAACCGGACCUUCCGCGUGGACUUCGACUCGCCGCAGCUCCUGGGCGCGCGCGACGGCCGCCGGGAGUUCCCGCGCAUCCAGAACGUCCACGACUACGGCGCCAACGCGUCGCUGCGCUUCGUGAUCCAGAACCCCGGCGUCCAGCCGCACCCCGUGCACGUGCACGGGCACAACUUCUGGGUGCUGCAGACGGGGGCGUGCGAGGACAACGAGACGGUUUUCCCGCACGGGCAGGCGGAGUUCGCGAGGGUGUACUCGCCGGGGGAGGCGAGCGAGCGGUUUGGUGGUGGUGGUGGUGGUGGUGGUGGUGGUCCGGGCGGUCAGGGGUAUCACCCUCGACUGGAUGUCGAUCCUGGGGCAGGUGUAGACGACGAGGCGCACCGAGAGAAGGUGGAGGAGGAGGAGCGAAGGCGGCGGGAUGUGCCGUUGAUGAAAAAUUGGACGGCGACGACGACCACCACCACCGGUGACUACGGCUCCUGCUGGGACGGCUCCAUCGUCAACCCGGGCAACCCGCAGCGCCGCGAUGUGCAGAUGCUGUUGCCGGCCCAUUAUAUUGUUAUCCAGUGGGACCAGGAUAACCCGGGCGUGUGGCCUUUGCAUUGUCACAUUGCCUGGCACUUAGCCGGCGGUAUGGGAUGGAUGAUCUUGGAGCGGCCGGACGACUUUCUGGAUAAUAUGGAUGUCAGUGAUGCUAUGGCGCAGACUUGCGAUGGGUGGCAUGCUUGGGGUGCUGAUAAUGUUGUUGGUCAAAUUGGUGGUGGUUUGUGA